This is a messenger RNA of Drosophila busckii, 708 nucleotides long. Its product is annotated as eclosion hormone. The coding region runs from base 171 to 464 and encodes 97 amino acids. Gene Ontology annotation, molecular function: ecdysis-triggering hormone activity. Lineage: Eukaryota; Metazoa; Arthropoda; Insecta; Diptera; Drosophilidae. The transcript has 3 exons. The record is from RefSeq and is a predicted model, not a curated record. Gene Ontology annotation, biological process: neuropeptide signaling pathway; ecdysis, chitin-based cuticle.
AGUCGCGAAACCGAGAACCAGUUUUCAGUUUCAGCAAACACAACUAGCCGUCAGUUUAGCGUGUUUGCGAAUUGGCAACAAACCUACCGCCCACACCCAAAAUUCAAAAGCUAACCGAAGUAGCGCUUCCCCACUUGGAGCAGCACUUGGAGUUCAACUACCGCUUCAAUAUGUACAACAACAAAUCGAUCAUGCUCCUCGGUCUUGCCCUGACACUGUGCUGUCUGCUGCACUCCAGCAAUGCAAUGCCCUCCAUAGCGCACUAUGGCAAGCGUUUUGAUCCUAUGGGCGGCAUUGACUUUAUACAGAUUUGCUUGAACAACUGCGCGCAGUGCAAGAAAAUGUUUGGCGACUAUUUUCAAGGUCAAACCUGCGCUGAGUCCUGUCUGAAGUUCAAGGGCAAGGCCAUACCGGACUGCGAGGACAUCGGCUCCAUUGCGCCCUUUCUGAAUGCGCUGGAGUAAGCCUCCAGCUGCAAUUUGGGUCUGGGCAUGUGUGUGUGCGGAUUUUAUAUGGCCUGUGACUCAGUUCACACAAUUGGGUCAAUGCGAUUGCGACAAACUUGGCUGACGAUGAUCACAAUGACACUGAAAAAAACACAAAACUGUUAACUCUCAAACUAAACGUAUACGUAAUGGCUUUAAACAGGCAGCACGGCAACAAAGAAGUUCCUAUAGCAAACUAAUACUUACGCAUUAAAAAUAUACU